AAAUGUGAUGCUCCGGAGAUGAAUUUCUUGCCUUCUCGAUUCCAAAUUAAAUUCUUCCCGCCCGUCUUUUCGUGCAAUCUGGAGCUGUGAGCGUCUUUUUUGUUGGUGAAAACAAUGUGUUCUGGUGAUUUCGGUUGAAUCUGGAAAAGAAUGCGAGUUUGCAAUGCGAUUGGUCCCAGGAUUCAAUCCACUUCGUCAAGUUGAUGCAAAUGGAAAAGAAUGCCGAGGAAACGUGGAAUUGCCAUUUUGCAAGGGUUACUGUAAGACUAGCGAGAGUGGCACCCAUGGCUUUCCACCACGAGUUCAAAAUAGUAAAGUGUGCACAUUGGUCACCACUUCAACUCGAAAAGUAGUUCUUGAUGAUUGUGAUGAUGGAGCCGAUGAGAGUGUCAAGUUUGUAAUGGUUCCACAUGGAACUGAUUGUGAAUGUUCUGCAGUUCCACUUGAACAACAUCAUUCAUAAAUUAUCAUACAUUCAUUCAAAAAUUCAUCGAAUAAAUAAAAGUUUUGUGUAUGCU
Messenger RNA from Caenorhabditis elegans, 518 nucleotides. RefSeq names its product Glycoprotein hormone subunit beta domain-containing protein (gene gplb-1). The transcript has 3 exons. Bases 164 to 463 code for a protein of 99 amino acids. The record is from RefSeq and is marked reviewed. Lineage: Eukaryota; Metazoa; Nematoda; Chromadorea; Rhabditida; Rhabditidae.